Messenger RNA from Coregonus clupeaformis (lake whitefish), 1954 nucleotides. RefSeq names its product zinc-binding protein A33-like. Lineage: Eukaryota; Metazoa; Chordata; Actinopteri; Salmoniformes; Salmonidae. The transcript has 6 exons. Bases 421 to 1833 code for a protein of 470 amino acids. Gene Ontology annotation, molecular function: protein binding; zinc ion binding. The record is from RefSeq and is a predicted model, not a curated record.
CUGCCCCCACCAGUCUUGUCUUGUGACUUAUUAAAUUAUCAAAUGAUUAUUACAUCACCAUCAUCAAAAUGUUAUUGGCUGUUUAAGGCAGACCCCCUGGCAUCAUCACUCUGACGUGCCAAUCUUCCCCCCUCUCCAACAACACUGAUCUCAGAACACUGCGUCAAAGAAGUGGGACUAUCACUCACUCUGGCCUUCCUUCAAAGAUAUUUGGUGGAUAGCUGUGUUUUAUUAUGCAGUGGGAGGUGUUUAUUUGCAUAUCCACUAUUCAAGCCGAUGGAAGCCCUAUGGACAUAUUAAUUUCCUUUAAGUAUUAAAGUUGAACUGAGGUAGACCCCAGAGAACCCCGGCAACAGGGGUGGGAGGAGCAUAGUAACCUUAUCUGACCCUGCUGCUGCUCUUAAAAACCUGAAAGGCAGAAUGGCGUCCAGGCACCGUGAAGACGAUCUCUCCUGCCCCAUCUGUGGAAUUAUCUUCAACCAGCCCGUGGUGCUCUCCUGCAGACACAGGUUCUGUAAAACAUGCCUUCAGGACAGCUGGAGUACCCAGGAAGGUGAGGACGACUGCCACUUCUGCCCUCUGUGCUGGAGACGUUCCUCCAUGAAUGAGAUUGUGGUGAACACCAUUCUGGAGAAGGCCUGCGAGUCCUUCAGGAAGGAGAUGAGCAGCAGGAAUAACCCUAUGGCGUGUAAGGAACAUGGAGAGAUACUCACACUCUUCUGUCUGGACGAUCUGCAGCCCAUCUGUGUUGCGUGCCAGACGUCGGCGGUACACAAGGGGCACAGGCUCUACCCCAUUGGGGAAGGUGCACACGACUGUAAGGAGGAACUUAAGAAUGCACUGACGCCAUUGAAGGAGAAGCUGCAGCUGUACAAGAAGGCUAUGAUCAUCUGUGAUCAAACAGCAGAGCACAUCAAGAACCAGGUUGAGCAUACUGAAAGGCAGAUAAAGGAUGAGUUUGAAACCCUUCGCCAGUUCCUGAGAGAUGAGGAGGCAGCCAGAUUGCAUGCUCUGAAGGCAGAGGAGGAUCAGAAGAGUCUGCUUAUAAAGGAGAAGAUUGAGGAGAUGUCCAACGAACUGAUGUCCCUCUCAAACACCAUCAGAACCGUAGAGCAAGAGAUGAGGUCUCAGGACAUCCCAUUCUUACAGAACUACAAGGAUAUCAUCAAGAGAACCUGGCGUAUGCCGCUGGAUCCAAAGAUGAUUCCUGGAACUCUGAUUGAUGUGGCAAAGCACCUGGGUUCUGUAAAGUUCAACAUCUGGGACAAGAUGAAGAGCAUCAUUCAAUAUACUCCUGUGACUCUGGACCCCAACACAGCCGCUAGCUGCUUCAUCCUGUCUGAGGAUCUAACCGUGGUCCAGUGCUGCUCCCAGGUCUUCAAGCUCCCCAACAACCCUGAGAGGUUUGACAUCAGCGCUGAGUUACUGGGCUCUGAGGGGUUCUGCUCUGGCCGCCACAGCUGGGAGGUGGAGGUAAAGGAUAACACAUACUGGGUGAUAGGCGUGGCCAGCGAGUCCAUCAACAGGAAGGGCAAGAACGUGCUGACACCGGCCGAGGGCUUCUGGACUAUACGCUUCCGCAACGGCGAGCACAAGGCGUGCACAGCACCGUGGGCGCCCUUGACCAUGAUGAGCAAGGAGCCACAGGUCAUCAGGGUGGUGUUGGACAUGGACAGGGGCAAGGUGACCUUCUUUGACCCCAGGGAGAGGACGCCCCUCUAUACGUUUACAGACCUCAUCUCACCCCGGGUGUUCCCUUACUUCUGCACGGCCUGUAAGGAACACCCACUGAGACUGCUGCCCGUCAGGUUGUCUGCUGAUGUGGAGCACUAGAGAGCUCCAUGGAGGCUCAGUUACUUACAGAUAUCAAUCUAGUUGUGUUUACUACCUAGUCCUAGAAGAUAAAGGCUGAUCACUUGGAAGGGACAGUCUGGAAUAAAGCAUGUAAUGGUCA